Athalia rosae (coleseed sawfly) is the source of this 1928-nucleotide messenger RNA. Its product is annotated as mitochondrial nicotinamide adenine dinucleotide transporter SLC25A51. The record is from RefSeq and is a predicted model, not a curated record. The transcript has 3 exons. NCBI's taxonomy places the organism in Eukaryota, Metazoa, Arthropoda, Insecta, Hymenoptera, Athaliidae. The coding region runs from base 398 to 1324 and encodes 308 amino acids.
AACAAGGAUGCACGACAUCGAAACGUCAAACGCGAUGUGCGAUUUCAUCCGUGGGAGGUGAAUUAUAUUUUUUGAAAACUGGGCUGAUAAAAUAAUUGUGUAAAUUUUGUAAAUAAGUCAUGUAUAAUAACAUCGUUAAAAUGGUACUGGAAACGGAGAAAAAUAAACCAUCAAAUCAUUCCAUUAAAUUCAUAACUUGGUCUCCGAGCUCCGUUAGCACCUCAUUAUCACGUUGACGAAGGUUAGGGUUAUGUAAUUCAAACCGUCUUGAAUUGGUCGCGUGCUAAAUCAUUCAGUAUUUAUCAAAUGUGCUUAUUUCUAACAGUGCAAAUUAAAAAUGUUCAAAAAUGUGGAGCGAGCCCAGUAAGAAGACGUCACUGAUUGCAACAGGGGCGCUAUGGGCCCCGAGGCUAACCUAGAAUCGCUGUUAUACCCUAAGAUAUCUGCGUCGACACCAGCGAGUUCCAUAAUCAACAAGAGCCAAGACCCGAACUGCAAAACAGGCCUGAAACUCACCUCCAGCGACGCCAGAGAGUUUAUAUGUGGUUGGGGAGCUGCUGUCAUAAAUGUUACCGUUACUUAUCCCAUAAACAAGAUAAUAUUCCGUCAGAUUCUCGAGGGUGUCCCGGUAGGAACGGCGGUGAAGCAAUUGUCGAGCGAGGGUCUGAGGCUUCUUUAUCGAGGAAUCUUACCUCCGCUAUGUCAGAAGACAUUAUCUCUCAGUAUAAUGUUUGGGGUGUACGAAGGCAGCAGGAAGCGCUUAUGUUUGUUGACAAACAAUGAAAUUGUGGCAAAGUUUUUUGCCGCCAACAUCGCUGGGAGCGCCGAGGCCGUUCUAAUGCCAUUGGAGCGUGUUCAAACCCUGCUGCAGGACUGGCGAUAUCACGAUAAGUUCAAAAACACAUCUCACGCUUUUAGACAUCUUUUAAAUCACCACGGUAUAUCGGAAUGUUACAGGGGACUGGUUCCUAUAUUAUUUAGAAACGGGCUGUCAAACGUCAUGUUCUUUUCGCUAAGAGAUCGUUCGAAACUAAUAAUAGCAGACCACGAUACGCUUUUAUAUAAUUUCAUAAGCGGUGCAUUGAUAGGUGGUUUUACAAGCACCGUUUUUUAUCCUAUGAACGUGAUAAAAAUUCACAUGCAAACAAAAAUCGGUGGUAAUUUUGAAAAAUUCUGGAUCGUUGUUAGAGAAAUUUAUAUAUCUAGGGACAAAAGUAUAGCGCAUUUCUACAAAGGUGUUCACCUAAAUUAUAUGAGGUCUUUCAUAAGCUGGGGAGUCAUCAACGCGGCGUAUGAUUUUUUAAAAAAAAUUAUACUCGUAUAAUGUCACGAAAAACCCAUCUCUUAGAUUUGAAUUAUUCACAUCCAUUUCAUUAUUUUUCUCUUUCUUUUAUCAAAUUUCCAGAUUUUCAAACAUUACCGGCAUUUAAUUAGUCAAUUAAUUAAUCAUGUAAAUUUGUAAGUAUGUAACGCAUCAAUUUGUUUUAAUUAUCAUCUAUGUAUGUAAUCGCCGGCGAUUAAAUCGCUUGAAUUAAAUUUUUUUAAAUGUUAAAUCGAGGACUAGAAAAACAAAUUACGAAGUGAAUAUAUUUUUACUGUUAAUUUAUUGCUCAGUUAUAUUCUAAGUGUUGUAUACCUACGUGUAAUAAAUAUCACUUACGACCACAGCAUUAAAUUUUUCCCGUCAAAUGUCGCUGAAAAAAGAAGAUCUUUCUUCCGUUUCUUUUUAAUAUUAAAUAAUUUCAUUAUAUUUUUAUUACACAUAUAAUUUUUUGUUGCUGGUCAUCAAACGGCAAUCGCUUUAAUCAUGUACCUUAUAACGUAUGUAUACCUAUGUAUGUAUGUAUAUGUAUAUGAAUAACUAUUUACAAAUUAUAAUUGAAUACAUAUUAUUUAUUUAGAAAAGAAUAUAGCGAAUGGGAAAACGA